AUGCCCAAAGGACACCUGUCCUGGUGUACGGGUUCAUCGUCUCCUCUAGGCUCGCAUCAACAUUUCAAGUAUCUUCAUACGAAUCUUCCUACUGCAGACGGGGUCAUGGCUUCCAAUGGUAGUUCCAAGAGUCCCCUAAUAGAAGAUACAUCUAUGGAGCCGUAUACGGACCCAUUACAGAAACUUGCCGACAUUGAGCUUUUGCCCGACUUAUUCGCAUUAAUGCAAAGUUUAGAGAACGGAGAGAUUCAGGCCAAGGACUUUGACAAUAACGCGGGUGCCAUAAGAUUGAAGGUCAGCAACAUUUGGCUGUAUUUGCAUGAAGUGGAUGGAAUCUGUGAAACGGUGGAAGAACGGGAAAAAAAGAUUGCGUCUAUACGGCAUUGCAAUAGUGAAAAAAUAGCCUUCUUGAAGCUGUUUCAGGAGCAGGUUGUCAAGCGCUUGAGCAAGGAGGAUACGGCAUGA
Molecule: messenger RNA, 465 nt
Organism: Clavispora lusitaniae ATCC 42720
Lineage: Eukaryota; Fungi; Ascomycota; Pichiomycetes; Serinales; Metschnikowiaceae
Gene: MED9
Product: Med9p
Biological process (GO): regulation of transcription by RNA polymerase II
Cellular component (GO): mediator complex
Molecular function (GO): transcription coregulator activity
Source: RefSeq, a predicted model, not a curated record